GUUAGCGGCGAGAGCAGCAUGGAGUAGGCGCAAGGGGGGACGGCGAGCAAUAGCAAUGCAGCAACGCGGCGAACUUCCACUCAACUUCAAAACGCGAUUCAUUUCCCGCCUCUGAGAGAACCAUGUAUUCUCCGUACUGCCUGACACAGGAUGAAUUCCAUCCCUUCAUCGAGGCUCUCCUCCCGCAUGUGCGGGCGUUCUCAUAUACCUGGUUCAACCUGCAGGCCCGCAAGCGCAAGUACUUCAAAAAGCACGAGAAGCGCAUGUCCAAGGACGAGGAGCGUGCCGUCAAAGACGAACUCCUGGGCGAGAAGCCCGAGAUCAAGCAGAAGUGGGCGUCGCGGCUGCUGGCCAAAUUGCGCAAGGACAUCCGGCCGGAGUUCCGCGAAGACUUCGUGCUCACCAUCACGGGGAAGAAGCCGCCGUGCUGCGUGAUCUCCAACCCCGACCAAAAGGGCAAGAUCCGCCGCAUCGACUGCCUGCGGCAAGCUGACAAGGUCUGGCGCCUGGACCUGGUGAUGGUGAUCUUGUUCAAGGGGAGCCCGCUGGAGAGCACGGAUGGAGAGAGACUGGUCAAGUCCCCGCAGUGCUCGAACCACACCCUGUGCGUGCAGCCGCACCACAUCGGAGUGUCCGUCAAGGAGCUGGACCUGUACCUGGCCUACUUCAUCCACAUGCCAGAAUCUGGGCAAUCAGACAAUUCCAAUCAACAAGGAGAGUCGGACAUCAAACCCCCACCAAACGGACAUCUGAGUUUUCAGGACUGCUUUGUGACUUCAGGGGUGUGGAACGUAGCCGAGCUGGUACGAGUGUCUCAGACCCCUGUUGCAACAGCAUCAGGUCCUAAUUUCUCUCUUGCGGAUCUGGAAAGUCCCGGUUACUACAAUAUCAACCAAGUAGCACUCAGCAGACGUUCACUUGCCUCUCCUCCAUCCACAAGGUCUGAGGUGGAGCUGUACGCCAGUCUUCCUCGGAGCUCUAAUAAGCGUAAGUCUAUAGAUGACAGUGAGAUGGAGAGUCCUGUCGAUGACGUGUUCUACAGUCGUUCUCCAGCCGGCACCAGCUCCCAGUCCAGCGGCUGGCCGAAUGAUGUCGAUGCAGUUGCAGUGCAGCACCAUUUGACGAGUGUUCAAGAGAGGAAGAUAAAACAUGAAAAUGAUGGUGUGCAGUUUCCUUACCAUGGGCUGUCCUCUCCUGGGUCUCUAAAGAAGCCAGCGGGGAAAUUCGAUUUCAGCGCCCUGUCAGCACAGACGAGGUCCCCCCGAAUGGCCUUCACACACCACCCGCUGCCCAUGCUGGCAGGCGUGAGACCAGGGAGUCCGCGUGCCUCAGCCUCUGCCCUUCAUUUUCCUGCUCCCUCCAUCAUCCAGCAGUCCAGUCCAUACUUCACCCACCCCACCAUCCGCUAUCACCACCAUCAGGACCCGCUCAAAGAGUUCGUCCAGUUCGUUUGUGCUGACGGCUCGGGGCAGCCGGGGGCACAGCCUAACGGGAGCGGUCAGAACAAACUGCCCGGCUCCUUCUUACUGCCACCUCCUCCUCCUCCGGUAGCGCGGCCGGUGCCGAUGCCCCUCCCCCUGCCCGAGCACAAACCCAGCCACACACACCCCGAGAGCGGAGUCGGCUCCCCGGCCUCGCCCUCAGCAUACCCAGCGCCAGGCUCCACAGCUUCCAACAGGUUUGUCGGCAUCGGAUCACGGGACAACUUUCUGAACAUCCCACAGCAGACUCAGUCAUGGUUCCUUUGACGAGACUUUUCAUAAACCACACAGACACAAAUCCACAAUGAAAACUGGAAAUGGAGUCACAAAGCUAAGUAUGGAACUUUCCCACAUGCCCCCCUGUAAAGUCUCUCUCACACACAAACACACGCACAAAUACACACACCAUUCCCCCAAACGAUGAGGGAUCUGGAAGACUUCAGCAUUACCCUGCCAGUCUGGACAGCUCGGAGAACCAAACAAAGGAACGACAAACCGACGUCUUCGUCGUGUUCCCGAGACAUCCAGCACAUAGACCAAUCCCGUCUACCUUCCUUUAAUUUGUUCAUCCACCAGUCAUAUGCCAUGGUGAGGAAAUCCAUCUCUUCCUAGUCAGAACUCUAUUCAGAAAUUGAAAUCAUCGAAAAGGGACAUUUGAAAUGGACAUGUAACCUGGAUGAUGUCAGACGCGUGUGAUUGGAUGGAGAGACUUGGCUGGAGCCUUCUGAUUGGCUCAGGCUUACACUUCCUAAUCUGGAUUUACUGAUUUUGGUGACGCCCUCCAGUGCAGUGUGAACUCGGCAUCCUCUCACUGUUUACCAGUUGACCAGCAAAACAACAGAUAACACUAACCGAGUGCAAUUCACCUAAAAUGUGAUUAAUGAUAAGGGAUGACAGAAGCUUUGGCCUUAGAUUUGAGAUGUGGAGUCAGGCUACAUGUUUUGUAAGGUAAAACACACACAGAUGAGUUCCAGCAGAGCAAUACACACACGUCAAUGACAGCACUACACAGCAUCAUAUAGACAGACAGCUGAUCACAGGAAUGGGAAGGGUCAAGCACGAGUGACUUUAAUGUCAAGCUUGUGACUCAACGAACAUUUUUCAUUUUGUAGUGUUUAUGAAUUAAAAGGCCAGUGAUUUGAGUCAUAAAACCGGUUCGCAUGAACUAACGAGGGUUUUGGCGCAUCCGUCGCUGACCUCUUCGCUAACAUCGAUCAAUUGGAGUGCUUGUGCAUCAUAUCAUAUAUCCUACAGUCAGCCCUGCACACAAGGGCUUCUUCUGCUUUACUUUGCGUUUAGUUUUGCAGUAAUUUUUUUUUUUUUUUUGAAUGUCAAAAUUAACAAAAAAAU
Molecule: messenger RNA, 2831 nt
Organism: Sinocyclocheilus grahami
Lineage: Eukaryota; Metazoa; Chordata; Actinopteri; Cypriniformes; Cyprinidae
Product: nuclear factor 1 X-type-like
Exons: 13
Coding region: 123-1748 (541 amino acids)
Biological process (GO): regulation of transcription by RNA polymerase II
Cellular component (GO): nucleus
Molecular function (GO): DNA-binding transcription factor activity, RNA polymerase II-specific; RNA polymerase II cis-regulatory region sequence-specific DNA binding
Source: RefSeq, a predicted model, not a curated record